Molecule: messenger RNA, 5349 nt
Organism: Diachasma alloeum
Lineage: Eukaryota; Metazoa; Arthropoda; Insecta; Hymenoptera; Braconidae
Exons: 4
Coding region: 1-5349 (1782 amino acids)
Molecular function (GO): nucleic acid binding
Source: RefSeq, a predicted model, not a curated record
AUGGAAGACGACACUAAGGUCAUCGAACCCAACGAAGAAACUCAACACCCAGAGAGCGAAAGCGAGGAAAGCGAGCAAGUCUCACAAGAGGAGAAACUGUCAACAAAAAAUGAGACAGUUACAACGCAGCUAAUCACCACUCAUGAGGAAAUCAUCAGUCGAAGUGGAUCGUCAGGAUCAAAGGAGCCCGCUCAACGAAAGUCAACGCCUGCAGCUUCAAAAACAGCACUCACCAUGCAACAGGAAGGUCAACUAAGACUAUUAACGUUUAAGGUAGAAACUCUGAUGGAGAUCUAUCAUGACCUCCCGCAGGACGUUGAAACCGAAGAGGACCUCACCCUAGAAGAACUAGACGGGCACAAGGGGAUAAUUGAGGCAGAAUGGAGCGAGUAUUUUCAGAUUUAUGCCAAUCUAGCCGAGUUUCUUCCCCCUGAUCACGAGUAUGUGAACGAAAGGAUCCAUGAACGAGCCACCAAAACAAGACGACAAGCCCUGAUGCUCAUUGCUCGGCUGAAGGGUCAACUGGCAAGGAAAAGGGAUUCAAUCAGCAGCUCAACAGAUCAAAGCCAGGCAAAUCAGCUGAAACGUCUUGACAUCAAGCCAUUCGAUGGGAAACCGGAAGAAUGGAAGGAGUUCAGUGACCUUUUCUUGUCACUGGUGGGAAAUGUCACGUCGAUUCCACCAGUACAGAAAUUUGUGAGACUUAAGGGAUGCCUGAGAGGUCCAGCAGCAGCUCUCCUCUCCACCUUUCAGGCCAAGGACGAAAACUACGACAAGGCUUGGCAGAAACUCACCAGGAAGUACGAAGACCCUAGACUCGUCGCUCAGUCGUUAUUCAACAGGAUCCUGACGCUGCCGAAAAUCACCCAAGCAACAGAAGAGAACCUCAGCGCCAACGGAGCAGCAGCAUUGGAGACCCUAGAUCAAUUACAAGACGUGACGGGGCUGACGACAGACAACAUCGCUGAACAGCUGAUAGCCCAUCUACUGAGGAGAUCUCUUGAUGCAGAGACACUCAAGCAAUGGGAACUAAAGCUGGGAGACUCAAAGGAUUUCCCGAGCCUUAAGGAGUUCGUGGCGUUCAUCGAGGCCUGCGGCAGAGGGAUCAACGCAGGUGCCAAGCUGCUAUCAUCAAAGGAACUCAACGCAGCUACGAAGAAGUCAGCUCCUAUAAAGAAAAGGAGCACCUAUACGGCAGCAACUCAACAGCAGGAAAUUAAGGAGCCAGAAAGACAACUUCCUAGGAACUGCUGUGCUUACUGUCAGGACAAGCAUUUUAUCGCAUCCUGUCAGAAGUUCAUCGAGCUCACCCCAGCGAAGAGAAACGACGUCGUUAUCAACAAGGGGCUGUGCUUCAACUGCUUGGGGCCACACACGAAGGCGAAGUGCACGUCGGAAAAGAAGUGCCACAAAUGUAGCAGAUAUCACCACACUCUCAUCCAUGGAGGGAGUUCAUGGACGAUGAGCCCGCCUCCAGCCAGACGCACUCAAGCUGAACCCGUCCAGACUGCUGGAACAUCCAGGCAGCAAGAAGAUCACGGGAACAAAUCCAGUACAUCACCACCAGUAGCAGUGAACUUCAACAACAAAAUGAUCAAUGAGAAAGCAGAGAACAUCAACCACGAAACUCACCAAGGAGAAGCAGAUCAACAGUCAGUGCUGUUGGCAACAGCACGAGUAAAAGUCAUAUCACCGAGAGGAUUCACGACAAAAGCCAGAGCACUCAUCGACCAGGGUUCAGAGGUAUCGUUUAUCUCCGAACAAUUAGUUAAUCAACUGCAUUUACAGAGAAGGGCAUCAACAGUGGAGCUAGUGGGAAUUGGUGGAAUUAAUUCAGGAUACACCAGAGGAAUAGUUUCAGUCACUCUACAAUCGAACAGUGGGACUCAUCAACUGCAACUCAACGCCCACAUUCUAAAGAAGCUCACCACAAUAAUUCCGUCAUUUUCAUGCUCAUCAGCGAGGAUCGGCUCACUUCAGAAUCUUCAGCUAGCCGAUCCCCAUUAUCUCAGGCCUGGACCAAUCGACAUCAUACUAGGGGCUGACAACUAUGGGCGGAUCAUCAUGGAUGACGUUGUCAAGUCAGAGCAAUCGAGAGUAGUUGGCCAACGCACAGUAUUCGGUUGGAUAUUAUCCGGACCAAUCGAAUGCACAAAUUGUUCAAUAAAGGUAUCUCUAUCAGCUGUACGAGAAUCUUCGAAUGAACAACUUCUAGAGCUUCUCCAGAAAUUUUGGGUCCAGGAAGAACUGCCAAACGAGAGAUCAUCAACAUCAGAGCUUUCACCAGAUGAGUACGAGUGCGAGAUGCACUUUAGAGCAACUCAUAGCAGAGACAACACCGGGCGAUACAUCGUGAGACUGCCCCUCAAAACUUCAGCAGCAGCGCUCGGAGAAUCGAAAUUCAAAGCAGCACGUCAACUCAAAUCGAUCGUGAGUCGACUCAACACAGAUCAAGCAUACUCCCAGUUGUACAGAGAGUUCAUCAACGAGUACGCAGCACUGGGACACAUGAGAAUAGCACCAGAGACUCCAGAACCCGUGCCAGCUUACUAUCUACCACAUCACGGGGUACUGAGAGAGGAGGCCAUCACAACGAAGCUGAGAGUCGUAUUCAAUGGCUCCAGCCCCAGUUCAUCAGGUAUGUCAAUUAACGAUAUACUGUAUUCUGGUGAAAAAUUACAGAACGAUGCAAUGGUUAUCCUGACUUGGAUGAGAAGGCACAGGCUCGUGUUUGGCACGGAUAUUGUAAAGAUGUUCCGCCAAAUACGAGUUCACCAAGAUGACUGGGAUCUUCAGAGAAUCCUGUGGAUCGACGAGAAUCAACAACCAGUCACCUACCAGUUAACGACAGUCACCUAUGGACUAAAUUGUUCUCCAUGGUUGUCGUUACGUGUUCUUCAACAACUAGCAGAAGAUGAAGGGCACCGCUUCCCAGCAGCAGUAGAGACACUCACCAGAGGUCGUUACGUUGACGACAUUUAUGGCGGUGCAGAAACAGAAGACGGUCUCAAGGAGAUCGCAACGCAACUACAAGGGCUUUGCCAUGCAGGAGGCUUCUCUCUACAGAAGUGGAGCAGCAAUUGUCCAGAGGCUCUGCAUGAGUUGGGCCUAUCAACUGACGAAGAAAUUAUCCAGUUCGAGGAGUCAGUCACCAAGGUACUUGGAUUGUGUUGGCAUCAAUCCACCGACACAUUCCGGUACAAAUCAAAGGAUUUCAAUACGGCGACAAUCACCAAGAGAGUAGUCUCUUCAGAAAUAGCCCAGAUUUUUGAUCCACUGGGAUUUAUCGCACCAGUUGUCGUCCAGGGAAAGAUUCUCCUACAAGAUCUUUGGAGAUUGAAACUAAAAUGGGAUGAUCCUCUUCCAGAUGAGUAUGUUCAACGCUGGAAGACAUUCCGAGAGAAUCUCAACGACCUAGACAGAGUAACUGUACCUAGAUGGCUGAGAAUUUCAACAGAGACACUCAACAUCCAAAUUCAUGGAUUUGCAGACGCUUCAACGGUAGCCAUGAGUGCAGUGGUGUAUAUUCGCACCAAAACCAUCAACGACUCGACAUCAACAGUACUGGUAUGCGCGAAGACUAAGGUAGCACCACUCAAGCGCAUGACCAUCCCUCGACUAGAGCUCACAGCAGCUCUUCUACUGACUCAGCUAGUGGCAUCAACGAAGAAAAUGCUCCAACUCGACCAGGUAGACACCUAUCUCUGGUCUGAUUCUUCAGUAGCACUAGCUUGGAUCAGGAGCCACGCAUCAAGAUGGAAGGACUUCGUCCACAACAGGGUCGUCAAGAUCCAGGAAACUCUCCCGAAUGCUACCUGGAGACAUGUCAGUGGAAAGGAGAAUCCAGCUGAUUGUGCCUCCAGAGGCAUAUCACCGAGCCAGCUAGAAGAUCAUCAACUGUGGUGGUCAGGACCUGAGUGGAUCAAUCAGGAUCCUGAAGAAUGGCCACAAUCAUCAAUCGACGCUCCAGCAAUGGACAUCCCAGAAGUGGCCAGAGAAGCAAAACCAGCACCAGCACAUCCAGUUGCAAUUAAAAUCAACGAAAUUGCAGAGCUACUCAACAGAUAUCAGACGAUGGCUAAAUUGCUAGCCGUAACAGCUACGAUAACCCAACAUCAAUACUUUGGGCCAGCCAUUCGAGUACUCCAGAAAAAUCACCAACUACCGAGAAAUCAUCAACUAGCCAAGCUGACACCCACACUAGACAACGAAAGGAUCAUGAGACUUGGGGGACGCCUCAAGAACUCGCAGUUAAAUCCAGACGAAAUUCACCCAAUAAUCUUGCCUCGCCAAUCACGCCUCACCACACUAGUCAUCGAAGAAGCUCACCGGAAAACACUCCACGGAGGAACUCAACUCACCUUGGCCUAUACCCGACAAAGGUACUGGAUAAUCGGCGGCAGAGGCACAGUUAGAGCAUAUAUUCAACGCUGUGCCAUCUGCACCAGACACCGAGGAAGACAGGCCCAGCAACAGAUGGGUCAACUACCAGCAACGAGAAUCUCACCAGCAAGAGCAUUUCUCCACACAGCUGUCAUGUACAGUGACAAUGCCACUACCUUCGUGGGCGCAGCAGAGGUCCUAGAGAAAAUCUACCACCGAACAUCCAGAGAAAAUCAGCAGGUUCAGGCUGCUCUCGCCACCAAUGGGACUCAAUGGAGCUUUUCACCACCACGAGCACCCCAUUUUGGAGGCAAGUGGGAAGCAGCGGUGAAAUCAACAAAAUAUCACCUUAGAAGAGUCUUGGGGACAACAACACUCACAUUUGAGGAACUCAACAGUGUCGUGAUCCAGAUAGAGGCCUGCCUAAAUUCCAGGCCAAUCUGUCCCAUGUCAGAUGACCCAGACGAUCUCCAAGUACUCACCCCAGGACACUUCCUGAUAGGUGAGCCUCUUCAACUGAUUCCAGAGCCAUCAAUCAUCGACAAGAACCCCAGCAAACUGCAGAGAUGGAACCUGGUAACGCAGCUAACUCAACAAUUCUGGUCCAGGUGGGCCAAAGAGUGUCUUCAACGAUAUCAGGCAAUCUACAAGUGGACGCAUCGAGAAGAGAACAUCAAGGUUGGCGACAUGGUGCUGAUGAUCGACGAAAACUAUCCACCAGCACAAUGGCCAAUCGGACGAGUCAUUGCGACACGCCCAGGAGCAGAUGGGCUAACGAGAGUCGCAACUAUAAGAACCGCAAAGGCAGAGGUACCAAGGCAGGCAGAUGGAUCACCAAUCAUAGAAAACAUCAGAACAAUCUACACAGAGCUUGACAGACCAAUCACCAAGCUUUGCCUACUGCCAUCAGAUCCACCACCUCCAGAGCAACCUCCAGACGAUGAUGCAGAAGAUCAACAGGACUAA